Molossus molossus (Pallas's mastiff bat) is the source of this 911-nucleotide messenger RNA. RefSeq names its product DnaJ heat shock protein family (Hsp40) member C5 beta (gene DNAJC5B). Bases 228 to 827 code for a protein of 199 amino acids. The transcript has 6 exons. Lineage: Eukaryota; Metazoa; Chordata; Mammalia; Chiroptera; Molossidae. The record is from RefSeq and is a predicted model, not a curated record.
AGAAGGCCUGCUUAUGGAGGUGUUUCCUCAUCCCACUGCCAGAGGGGCUGGAAACCUCUGCGGGCUCCAGCGGUGAGGCUUUGCCCACCUUACCACAGAGGGAUAACCAAUUGGCUGAUAGAGUAACAAAUGAAAAGUAACUUGACUCCAUUGACCCGCUUAACUCCGCAUGGGAAUGAUGGAAAGGAGCAGCUGUUUGCUUUGAAACAGUGGAACAGCCUGAGAAAAUGGCAUGUAAUGUACCUACCCAAAGACAACGGAGUAUGUCGACCUCUGGAGAAGCUCUAUAUGAAAUUCUUGGUCUGCAUAAGGGAGCAUCAAAUGAAGAAAUUAAGAAAACCUACAGGAAAUUGGCCCUGAAACACCACCCAGACAAGAAUCCAGAUGAUCCAGCUGCUGCUGACAAGUUUAAAGAAAUCAACAAUGCCCAUGCAAUACUUACUGACAUGUCCAAGAGAAACAUAUAUGACAAGUACGGAUCUCUGGGACUCUAUGUGGCUGAGCAAUUUGGAGAUGAAAAUGUUAAUACCUAUUUUAUGCUGUCAAGCUGGUGGGCAAAGACCCUGUUCGUCAUUAUUGGCCUCUUGACCGGCUGCUAUUUUUGUUGCUGUCUGUGCUGUUGUUGCAACUGCUGCUGUGGACACUGCCGGCCCAAAUCAUCAAUGCCAGAAGAGGACUUCUAUGUGUCCCCAGAGGAUCUCGAGGAGCAGAUCAAGACUGACAUGGAAAAAGAUCUGGACUUUCCAGUUGUUCUCCAGCCUACAAAUGCAAACGAGAAAACACAGCUGAUCAGAGAAGGAUCUCGAAGUUAUUGCACAGAUUCUUAAUACCGAACCCACUGAGGGUCCACAAUAACUCCUUUUGGUUCAACUAUGUCUCCAGGUGGUCAUGGGGAGAGGGUAGGGAAAAUG